Rhineura floridana is the source of this 1547-nucleotide messenger RNA. RefSeq names its product acetylserotonin O-methyltransferase-like. Bases 442 to 1479 code for a protein of 345 amino acids. The transcript is spliced from 8 exons. Gene Ontology annotation, molecular function: O-methyltransferase activity. Lineage: Eukaryota; Metazoa; Chordata; Lepidosauria; Squamata; Rhineuridae. The record is from RefSeq and is a predicted model, not a curated record.
GUGGCCCAAUACGGUUAAUUCUAUCAAGGAGCUGGAAAGAUACUGCAAGGGGAAGGGGACUGAGAAACAAUGCAUAAAAAGGCUUGUGUAUGUAACCUGCUUCAGACCCUUCCUGGAGGCAUGAGCCCCUAGAAGUGUCUCCUUUUGCAAAAGCUUGUGAGAAAAUAAAGGUGUUGGAUCUGAUUUGGUCUCACAUCUGGUGUGUAUUGGGGCUUCCACCAGGUGUAACAGAACCGCUUGUGUAACAGUAGGAUCUGGUUCCUAUGAUCCAAUUAUCACAAAUAAUUCAGCCAAGGAAACUAUCAAGGAUCUAUUGACACAUUCAGUAGAGCAACAUUUCAGGCAUUGCAAUGGAACUGAAGUGAGUGUUCUGCCCCAAGCAAGAGCAGCUUAUACAUCAGAGAAAGACUUUGGUGUCUCUGACAAGAGCAACAAAGAAGAAUGGAUUCUACAGAAGAUAUGGAAAGUAUUAGAACCUUCCUUCAGUACCAGCAUGGAUGUCUAAUCUCAAAGAUUAUUUUUACUGCCUGUGAGUUGGGAGUAUUUGAUCUGCUUUUGGAGUCAGGUGAACUCAUGACCGCAGCAACUAUUGCUGAACAUCUGGGCACCAGCAACACUGGGAUGGAGAGGCUGCUGGAGGCCUGUGUGGGCUUAAAGCUCCUGCAAGUGGAGAGGAAGGGCAAUCCAGCUCUUUAUGGAAACACAGAUUUUUCCAGUGUCUACCUUGCUGAGUCGAGCCCAAAGUCUCAGUAUCAUUAUAUGAUGUUCUGCUCUGGAACAACAUUUCCAAACCUGGCCUACUUGGCAGAUGCGGUGAGGGAAAGAAAAAACCAGAUUGAGAGAAUAUUUGACAAUCCACCUGAUGAUUUCUUUGAGGCACUUUUUAGGUCAGAGGAAAAGUUGAAAAGGUUCUUGAAUAUGAUGAAUUCCACUCGGCAUCUAUGUGGCAAGGAUGUGGUUGCUGCCUUUGAUCUUUCUCAUUUCCCACUUAUUUGUGAUCUAGGGGGAAGUGGUGGUGGCUUGGCUAAGGAAUGCAUUUCGUUACAUCCAAAUUCUACCGUGACAAUUUUAGACUUACCCAAAGUAGUGGAAAUGGCAAAGAAGCAUUUUGUAUCCUUGGAAGAACAGCGAAUUUCUUUCCACGAAGGGGAUUUUUUUAAAGAUCCAAUUCCUGAAGCUGACCUGUAUAUUUUGGCUAGGAUCCUGCAUGAUUGGGGUGAUGAGGAGUGUGUACAGCUGCUAACCAAACUGCAGAAAGCCUGCAAACCUGGUGGUGGUGUGUUAGUAGUGGAAGUGGUUCUCAAUGAAGACAGAAGUGGGCCAUUAGAAGCCCACCUCUACUCCUUGUUGAUGCUGCUGCAUACUGAAGGUAAAGAACGGACUCCAUCAGAGUACAACGUGCUCCUCAGCUUAGCUGGCUUCAAGGAGAUUCAGCUAAAGAAAAGAAAAUUCUAUGAUGCCAUUUUAGGAAGAAAAUAAUGUUAUUUCUGCUUCAUUCUUGUUCAAUUCUAAAGGAAGCUGGAAUAAUAAAAGUUCUUGUUUUAACA